This is a messenger RNA of Durusdinium trenchii, 576 nucleotides long. The record is from the annotation of a GenBank genome assembly. NCBI's taxonomy places the organism in Eukaryota, Dinophyceae, Suessiales, Symbiodiniaceae.
AUGGCUUUCCUGUCUCCCUUGCUCUUUGGUAUCGUGAACGGCUCCAUGGUCGCCAUCCUCUUCCAGGUCGUGGUCUCCAUGUCGCGCUUCGCCGGGCCCGGCUACGUGAAGAUCGGCCGCGUCCCCGGCACGGCGAGCUACGACGAGCUGGGCCCCGGCUCGGCGGCGUGUCCCAUCCCGAAGAUCAGCAUCACCCGCCCCAUGGGCCCGCGCUGGUUCGGCAACGCGGCGGCCAACACGCGCGCGGCGCGCGCGGAGCGCCGGAAGCAGAAGCAAGAGAUCUUAGUGGCGAUCGCGGACUGGCGCAUGGUGCCCUUCUUGGAUGAAACGGCUUUGGCACACUACAAGGAUUCCUGGUCAAAAGUAGAUGUGAAGGUUUUGGUGACCAAUGCCUGUGGCAAUGUGCGCCGCCAGAUUCAGGAAUCUGGUCUCGCGGAGAUUCUUCAACAGCCUGAAGAGACGCUAGCGGACCUCCAUGCUGCGGUUUUGUGGGCAGAAGAACACGUCAGACAAGUCGAAAUGAGCCGUACUGUGAUUGGCCUCAGCGAGAGGGUUGGAACUACUUUGGAGGAUUAG